AUGACGGGCUGUGCUGGGGCCGCUUCUGUGCCUGCCGGGGUUGUGGAUCACCGGCUGCCGCCCCGGGGCCGCCGAAUCUCCUCAUCCCACAUCACUUCUGCUUUGUCCCUGUUCGGAAAGUCGCAGGGACUCCGUUGCCCUUUUCGUUCCCCCCUCUGUUGGCUAAAUCAACUUGGUAACUAUUCUUAUUUCCCCCUUUUUCCUCCCAAAGAUGGCCUCGACACCAACAGCCACCCGGGUGAACCUCAGGGCUACCAGCCCUACGAGCACAGCAAGCAGGACAACGAAUCCGGCUACGAGAGGCGGCCCUUGGACCCCGAGCACCCGUCACUGCACCCAGAGAUGAAGCCAGAUCCCAAACCCGAAGACCCCGCUCCCGCCUACACCGUGCCGCCCCCCAACUACAACACCCCCCCCGCAAGAUAUUAG
Meleagris gallopavo (turkey) is the source of this 429-nucleotide messenger RNA. Lineage: Eukaryota; Metazoa; Chordata; Aves; Galliformes; Phasianidae. The record is from RefSeq and is a predicted model, not a curated record.